Messenger RNA from Spea bombifrons (plains spadefoot toad), 405 nucleotides. RefSeq names its product heat shock protein family B (small) member 3 (gene HSPB3). Bases 1 to 405 code for a protein of 134 amino acids. The transcript has a single exon. The record is from RefSeq and is a predicted model, not a curated record. NCBI's taxonomy places the organism in Eukaryota, Metazoa, Chordata, Amphibia, Anura, Pelobatidae. Gene Ontology annotation, cellular component: cytoplasm; nuclear speck.
AUGGAAGGAGUGGGAAUUCGGCUCUGGGUGGAAAGUCCUGUACGUUAUCAGGAGGCGUUUGCGACUAGAGACCUGGAUGAUUGCGUUCUGGAUCAUUCUCUAUAUGCACUUCCAGGCCCACCGUGCUCUGAAAAGCCUGCUACAGAACCAGAAAACAAAGCAAAAGUGCGAGACGAAUUUAAGAUUUUGCUGGAUGUGGUCCAAUUCCGGCCAGAAGACAUAAUAAUUCAGAUCUUUGAAGGAUGGCUCAUAAUCAAAGGAGAGCAUGGACGGAGAAUGGACGAACAUGGGUUCAUCUCAAGAAGUUUUACAAGGUCAUACAAGUUACCCACUGGAAUUCGGACGAAGGACUUGUUUGCUGUCUUCUGUCAUGAUGGGAUUUUGGCUGUUGAAAUUCGCCCAUGA